UUGGAGUUUAAGAGCCGAGUUCAUUGUGAAUCGACAAUCAGAUCGUGCAGGACGUAACGUCAAAAAUUUCGUACUUUUUACUCGCACAUCAACCCCCGUCAUUUUUUUAUCUCAAUUUAAAAAUCGAAGGGCAAAAAAAUUUUUCCAAAAAUGCUUAAAAGGCUUAAUUAAUGACAAUCAUCAAGCAGGAAAUUAUUUUUAAAAAUCGAAGCGACUAUGUUGCAUUGAGAAAAUCGUAACCAAAAUAACGAAUAAUUUAUUUUAAAUUUCCACCAAGUGACGAAUUUUUUAACAAUAAAGAUGGAUUACUGGAUCGGAAAGAUUCUGCACUUUGUGUUCAUUGCCAACGUUUGCUCCCAACAAUUCUUCAACACUAUGCCACCGCCGGUGAACACAAACUUCACGUGCAGAGGACGUGACACUGGUUUUUACGCAGACGUCGAAACGAACUGCCGUGUUUAUCACACGUGCGACGAGAACGGUAACAAAUUUACAUAUUACUGUCCGGCCGAGACCGCAUUUCGUCAAGAAGCUCUUGUUUGCGAUCACGCACACCUCGUUGACUGUGCGAAUGGUCGUAGGCUUUCUCCAAUUGAUAAACAAGUAGAAAAGAAAGGAGGAGAAACGUCGCAAGGAUUCAGGGACACUGCAAGACGUUCCGAGACGUCGUUCUCGAGAGAUUCAACCGUCGAUGAAAACAAUAGAAAUGUUGAGCAACGCAUAGGCUCGCUCCAGCCUGGAAGAUCGAAUUCCGCUUACACCAGAUCGUUCCGAAUAACUCAAAAUCCACAGGCCCAGGUUGCCACACCACAAACUUCCAAGAAACAAAAGCCCACGUUCGUUCUAAGCUCGAGCGUUUUCUUGCGCGACGAAAUAAACGCACGGAACAACGCACCGGUGUUUCAAAACAAUCGUCUACCGACGAUCGAUAAUCAACGAAAUUUUAACUUUACGAUGCACUCGCUAGACGGCGCGACGGACCGGAAGGAAGAAAGGGGGGGAGACUCGCCGAGAAUUGCAGCAACCCCAACAACGACGUUGCUGCCACCUUUCGACCCAGAAUUUCAAGUCAAACAAUUUUUUAGUAACCCAAUGAUUUUCCGACCAUCGAAUUUCGACAGAGAAGUUCAACUGUCAAAUAAUUUUUCGUAUAAAUUCUCAACUUCAACGACGAAAAAACCGCCUGCCGCAGCAGCCUCUUCCCACUCGAAUAAUCGGUUCAACGGUCCUUCUGGUCGGCCUCAGAAUGACGAAAAAUUCACAGUCAACCAUGGGAACGAAAGACACAGUUCAAAGAGUUUAAUAAAUGGAGCUGAACUCGAGAAAAAAAUGAGUUCGAGCAAAGCUGCGAGUGAAUUUUCACCCGUAGACAAAUCGGUCAGAGGCAAGAAGUCGGAAACAGAAACGACCAAUAAUUUUCACGCCCGUUCGAUGAACAACGAAAAAACGCUCGAUCCAGAAACCCGAGCGAAAAGCCGCGAAGCCGGUAGUGAAUUUUCUGCGCCUGCGCAGAAGGAACAAACGUUUUCGAAAGACUGGGACAGAUUUAAUAAUAAAAAUGGAAAAGAUUCGAAGCCGUCGAUCCACGAGAGACCGCCGUUCUUCCACGACAAUUUUCCUUAUUCAGAAACUUUGAGGUCGAUGCAAGCCAUGGCCGAACAGUCGUCCAAUGACAGAAACAAUAAUUUUCCGUCGAGCACGACUUCUGCGCCACUAACGACCGCAGGAACCGAGUUCCCGGUACUUCCCUUUGCCGGCACUCUCUCCCCGUCCGGACCCAACGAAUUGGACGAAGAUCCGUAUUAUCCAAAACGAUCAACCACCACCGAAGUAUACUACAAACUCAAGAGUCUCCGCGGCGAUGAAAAAAAAUCCAUUAGAUUUUCGACCAAAAGACCGUGGCCAGGAAGUCUCAAUUUUGACAUACCGGAAGUGCUGCCUGAUUUGAAUACUCUCGAUGAUCUCGUCGACAGACGCAAAUUUUUCUUCAUUCCCAGGGUCAAAACUACUUAGCUUGUAGCUGCUUGCGCUAUUCAAUUUUAUACGUUUAUGCUUUUUUAUAGAGUUUUACUGUAAAUUUGAGAAAAUAACGAGAGUAUGGAGGAAAAAUGGAAAAUAAAAUUACAAGUUAAUGUGUUAUUUUUCUUCGUUUUUUUUUUUAUUUAUUUGUAACAAUUUCUGUCAGAUGAAAACUUUGUGCGUUA
This is a messenger RNA of Venturia canescens, 2204 nucleotides long. RefSeq lists its product as uncharacterized. Lineage: Eukaryota; Metazoa; Arthropoda; Insecta; Hymenoptera; Ichneumonidae. The transcript is spliced from 2 exons. Gene Ontology annotation, molecular function: chitin binding. The coding region runs from base 301 to 2013 and encodes 570 amino acids. Gene Ontology annotation, cellular component: extracellular region. The record is from RefSeq and is a predicted model, not a curated record.